Messenger RNA from Gongylonema pulchrum, 426 nucleotides. Lineage: Eukaryota; Metazoa; Nematoda; Chromadorea; Rhabditida; Gongylonematidae. The record is from the annotation of a GenBank genome assembly.
AUGAGGAAGCAGCUUUUUAUUGCAUUCUCAGAGUUUUUCCGCUAUUAUUUGAGAUGCAACACUUCAGCGUCUGGAAGAUCUCCAUAUGCACUGAUUCCAGCAGCAGCUGUUGGAACCGUAAGAUGUGCGUCAACGGUUGAGCCCUUGACCGAGGCAACUUCACAAGUACGUGUACGCGAGUCGGCAGCCGCUGUAACGUUGCCAACAAGCAUUGUUGUAGAAGUGGAUGAUCUGUCGGAAGAGAAUCGGAGGUUAUCCGAGUGUGAGCCUCACAUCGCCUUACACCAUCCAUCCACAUCGAUGCCCAUCCUGCCGUCGAGCAGUCCAGACGUAACCACGAUGUAUCCGAAGCAAGAAAGGUUAUUCAGUUGUUUUGCUUUGCUUUCAGUUGAUUCAGUGCUCUAUUCUGCAUGCCUUAAAAUGUGA